This is a messenger RNA of Wasmannia auropunctata (little fire ant), 1611 nucleotides long. Its product is annotated as one cut domain family member 3-like. Lineage: Eukaryota; Metazoa; Arthropoda; Insecta; Hymenoptera; Formicidae. The record is from RefSeq and is a predicted model, not a curated record. Bases 1 to 630 code for a protein of 209 amino acids. Gene Ontology annotation, molecular function: cAMP-dependent protein kinase inhibitor activity. Gene Ontology annotation, cellular component: nucleus; cytoplasm. Gene Ontology annotation, biological process: negative regulation of cAMP-dependent protein kinase activity. The transcript is spliced from 4 exons.
AUGUCGCCGUCUUUGUUGUGCGCGCCGCCGCCGCCGCAACCGUUGCCGCCGUCACCGCCGCCGCCGCCGCCGCUGCCGACCGUCGCCGCCUCCAGCUGCAGACCCGCAGUCGAUGCGCUGGCUGUGAAGCUGCGCAAAGUGCUGCCCGACGACGGCGGCAGCGACGGCGACGGCGGUGGCGGCGGCAGCGGUGACGGCGGUUCCUCGCGGCGGCGGUUGUUCCUCGCCGCGGCGGCAGAUUGCCUCGCCACUUCCGGCUAUGCGUCGCGCAGGGGAUAUCGAAGGAGGCUUACACGUGCAAAAGUGCUGAGGAUGCUGACGCCGAGGCGAGCGGGGCCGGUGGGCCCCGAGGAAAUCGGGGACGGACCCGGUGACAAGGGCGCGAGCGGCGGGGCGAGCGGCUCAGUCACCCCGGGCGGCUCCUACGAGAACGGCGACAACUCGAAGGAGUUCAUGUCGACCGGAAGGACCGGCAGGAGGAACGCGCUACCGGACAUCCUCGGCCGACACGCCGAGACCGGCCUGUCCGACCUAUCGGAUCGUUUCGAGGAAAUGUCCACCCACACAGAUCAUUCUACCAACAGCGGACAGGAUCCGAGCAUACCGAGCACGUCGAAGCAGCACGGCUGACAUGCCCGUGAGGCUUCGUAGCGGAUCUGGCUAUCGCGACACUGGGCCUUCCCAUUACCGACGACGACGACGACGACGACGACGACGAUGACGACGACGAAAGCGCGAUUUCGCGACGGAAGAGCACGUUUUUGUGAACGAAGUUCCUCUCGAACGCUCUCUUUGGCUCACGUUAUUGGAUAGAAUGUAUCGAUGAACGACUUGACGCGCGUAAACGAAUCGUCGUCUACGCAUCGACGCCUGCUACGGCAUGUUAGAAAAUAUUUGACGGGAGGCUGACAGAGAGCUCGGGCUCGAAGGGAAUCGAAGGGAAAAUGGAAGGUUUCACUCGCAGGAAAUCGUAUAAAAUCGUAAAUUGUAAGGUUUGCUCUUGACUUUGCAGGUAAACUUUGCAAAUUAUGGAUUUUAUCUCGUUUGUACAAUGAAUUUUUCGAAUAGCACUCAAAGGGGAACCAAUGAUUUUAUGCCGUUAAGGUAAGAUCUGAUCCGCGACUCGAAUAAAGAGGUACCAACGGAAUUGCAGACAAUUUCGUCAGACAGAAAGUCCAAGUAGCUUGCGCGGAAUGUUAGACUCAUGCACGUUUAUCUCGAAAUUAAAAGUGAGUUGUACUUUGACUCACGGCCAGUGAACGAAAGCAGAUAAAUAAAUGCUGAAUUAUCUAUAAUUUCACACUUUUAUUUCCUCUUCUUUUUGAAAUGCGAGUCAAAGAUGAAAUGUGAAGAAUGUCUUUUCAGCAUUUUCUACGUUAAAUAAUUGACAAUUUUAUCAUAUUAUUCACAUAUUACUGUCUACUCUGUUAGAAUUAAAGCAGAAUUCCGUAUUAAAACUGGCAAAGUAAAUAUUGAAGCAGCUAAAUUUGCUAAAUGUGAUAUGAUAUUUGGCUCGACUCUGGCUUAGUUAAUAACUAUGCUAUUUAAAAAAUACGGCGGUUAUGUAUGCAUGUGUGUGUAUAUGUUUGUGCAUGCGAUACGUAUUUUUAA